ACGAGCCACCUUCCACGCGGUCGUCGAGAACCAAUUCCAGCUCCAGCAGUGGCUCAUCAUCGACCUUCGACUCCUCCCGCCUCUAAUUAUCCCUGCCGCCGCUGCUGCCGCUCCCGCCCCUUCCAAUAUGAGCCCGACCACCGCAACCUCCGUGGUGCCGGACGAAGGCAAACAGGAGCCCAGUAGGCCGGAACCGUCGCAGUGGGCCAUGGGUACCGAGGCCUUCGAGCGGCGCAUGCCGCACCACGACGGCAUCCGCGCGCUCUGGGAGACCAAGUGGCGGGGGCCGUGCACGGCGGGUGUGUACCCCUUCCACGACGGGCAGCUAGAAGAUUUUGCGCCCGUGUUUCAGUCGCUAAUCGUGGAGCACGGCGACGUCGUCAAGGAGGGUACCGAGCAUGAGUACACGCGGGCCUUCUUCGGCGGGGCGCGGGAUCUCGAGCGGCGCGGUGACGAGGCGGCGGCGGCGGGCGACGUCGAGGGGGCGUCGCGCUUGUACCUGCGGGCUGCGUGCCUGCUGCGGAUCGCACGCUUCCCCUACAUCUCCGGGCACCCACGCGUCAGCGACCCGGUCAAGUGGGAGGCGUGGGAGCGCCAGAAGGACGUGUACAUGAAGGCGGCGCGGUCGUGGCCGCAGCCCGUGAUCGAGGUCCCGAUCCCGCACGUCUACGCCCGGGGCGGCGACCGCGACGUGAUCCCCGCGUACGUGCGCGUGCCCGCGCCGUCUCCCAGCGCCGAGGCAGAGCGGUGCCCCGUCGUGAUCCUGCUGACGGGCCUCGACGGGUACCGGCCGGACAACACGGCGCGGUGCGACGCGUUCCUGGCGCGGGGCUGGGCCGCCGUCGUGCUCGAGAUCCCCGGCACGGCCGACUGCCCGGCGGACCCGGCGGACCCGCUGGCGGCGGACCGGCUGCUGGACAGCGUGUUCGCGUGGCUCGACGGAUGCGCCGCCUCGGCCUCGUUCCCGGGCGCAGCGCGCCUCGACGCCGGCCGCGUCAUGAUGUGGGGGCUCAGCUCGGGCGGCUACUACGCGGUGCGCGCGGCGCACACGCACCGGGCCCGGCUGCGCGGCGCCGUGGCCCAGGGCGCCGGCACCCACCACUUCUUCGCGCGCGGCUGGCUCGCGCGCGCCGACGGCCACGAGUACCCGUUCCGCCUGCUGCCCGCGCUCGCCGCCAAGCACGGCUUCCCCGGCGACGUCGAGGGCUACCUGCGCGAGGCGCAGGCGCGGUUCUCGCUGGUCGCGUCGGGGAUCGUCCAGGGCCCGAGCGCGCGGCUGCUGCUCAUCAAUGGCACGCACGACGGGCUCAUGCCCAUCGAGGACUCGACCCUGCUCUUCGAGUACGGGUCCCCCAAGGAGGCGCGCUUCUUCCCCGGCGCCCUCCACAUGGGCUACCCGCUCGCUAACGACUCGGUGUACCCCUGGAUGGAGCAGGUGAUGGCCUCCGCGCAGUGACGCGGGGGGUUGCGGGUAUGACGCGUAUGGACUGAUGAUACAUGAUUUUUUUUUCUUCUCUCAAUGUUAACGAGUAUCAUGGAUGUUAUGUAUUAUUGCAUUGCCUCGCUGAGAU
Messenger RNA from Durotheca rogersii, 1571 nucleotides. Its product is annotated as alpha/beta-hydrolase. The record is from RefSeq and is a predicted model, not a curated record. NCBI's taxonomy places the organism in Eukaryota, Fungi, Ascomycota, Sordariomycetes, Xylariales, Xylariaceae. The coding region runs from base 128 to 1456 and encodes 442 amino acids. The transcript is spliced from 2 exons.